AUGACAUUAAUGGGAAUAAAUCUACUUCUUACAGUUGCCGCCAUUGCCGGUCUCUCUGUUGGUCUUAUUCAGCGUAAUGAAGUGGAAUCCAGUUUACAUAAACUCUGCCCUUCCUGUAGUACUGUAUUUAUUUUCUACAUUGCUGGACUCAGUGGACUUCUCGGUUUCUCACUCCUUGGCUUUCUCGCUCUCUGUUCCCGCAAUCGUUGCCUGCGUGUUUUGUACUUUCUCUACUUGCUGGUAGUCUUUCUUGUGGCCCUCACGGUGUCUGUGGUGUACACACUCGCGGGAACGGACCGCUUGGAUUGGGAGAGUGGCUGGAAUGAUGCGGCCACACACAACAGUGAAGAUUUGUGUGCGUUUGAGUUGGAGUUUGAGUGCUCUGGGUGGAAGACACUCUGCAAUGUGGUGGUGGGGGAGAGCUGGGGGGUGCAGAAGUACUUUGAUGCGAUUGGGAAAUUAUUAUUGGCAGAACCACAACCAGCGGAAAUGACGGUGCGGAUGAAUUCAGGCGGGGCAAAGACAGCCACCAUCCUUCCAUCGUUUUUUGUGGAAGUGAAUGAUAAUACCAUGAUGGCAACCUGUCCUCUUUGCCCGGCAAGUGAACAGAAGAAAAUUAAUAAGUUUACAUCCACUUGUAAAGAAGUCGUGACGGGAGCUAUUAAGAAGUAUAUGAAGAUAGUUCUUCCUGUUGGUUUUUCUGUUGCCGCGAUUGCAUUCGUGGGGAUGAUUGUCACUUGGAUGCUGCACCACAGAGCAAAGCGUCAAACUCGUUAUAAUGGGCGCUACUACCGUGUAUAG
Messenger RNA from Trypanosoma theileri, 801 nucleotides. RefSeq lists its product as uncharacterized. The transcript has a single exon. Gene Ontology annotation, cellular component: membrane. NCBI's taxonomy places the organism in Eukaryota, Euglenozoa, Kinetoplastea, Trypanosomatida, Trypanosomatidae. The coding region runs from base 1 to 801 and encodes 266 amino acids. The record is from RefSeq and is a predicted model, not a curated record.